Molecule: messenger RNA, 2001 nt
Organism: Neurospora tetraspora
Lineage: Eukaryota; Fungi; Ascomycota; Sordariomycetes; Sordariales; Sordariaceae
Exons: 7
Coding region: 1-2001 (666 amino acids)
Biological process (GO): DNA-templated transcription; regulation of DNA-templated transcription
Cellular component (GO): nucleus
Molecular function (GO): DNA binding; zinc ion binding; DNA-binding transcription factor activity, RNA polymerase II-specific
Source: RefSeq, a predicted model, not a curated record
AUGGCUUUAAAUCUACAGCCGCGGGAAGACGGACUGGUAAGCUUACAAGUGCCCAAAGCCAGCCAAGCGUGCAUCAACUGUCGUAAGCAAAAGAGGAAAUGCGACAAAUCGGUCCCAACAUGUGGCCUUUGUGCCAGGAUGAACCGUCAAUGCGACUACAGCGACUCACCAUCCGCACCCACCGCAAGUGAUGUAGCCGCAUUACAAGCCCGUCUCGCCGAGCUCGAGAAUCGACUCGCCUUAGCUGGCAAGGAAACCACCACCACGAGCUCAUCAUCCCCCAACAACAACAUCUUCACCCCAGAGACCAACAACAACAAUGUCAACACCCAGCAACACCAGAUAACACCACCCGUCAUCAACUCCCGCGGCCCCCUCUGGCUCCCAGCCGGCGGCUCCGCCAACCGCUUCCCCUCCGCCCUCCUCCUCGACACCGACGUCUUCAAAUGGGCCCAACUCUCCAUCCCCGCUCCACCCGUCGCCGUCCCGCGCGACGUCUACGACAUCCUCAGCCGCGGCAACACCGUCCAAGACUGCGCAGCCGAAUACUUCGACACCGUGCAUCGCUGGUUCCCCUUCAUCUCCAAGAAGCGCAUGACGCUGGGGCAUACUCUAUGGGAAGCGGGGCCGGACUUGGCCAUGUUGUUCUUGGGGAUGAAGCUCAUCGUUACGCUGCCGCGGGAGGGGAUGGAAAGUGCGGAUAACCCGCUGUAUACGGCGGCUAAGGGGUUGUUGGCGUUGUUGGAGAGUGGAGGGUGUGUGAGUUUGUUGUGUUUGCAGGGGAUGGUGUUGGUUGCGUUGUAUGAAUAUGGGCAGGGGAUAUAUCCGGCGGCGUGGAUGAGUGUGGCGGGCUGUGCAAGGUAUGCGGAGAUGUGUGGGUUGCCGGGGUUUAAGGAGAGUUGGGCGGUUUUGGGGGCUGUGACGACUUGGACCGAGUCUGAGGAAAGGAGAAGGGUCUGGUGGGCUAUUUACAUCCUGGAUAGGGUGAUCUGUCUUGGAAACAAGAAGCGGUUUGUGAUGCCAGAGCCGGAGAAGCACUACCUUUUGCCUGUGGACGAUGACGCUUGGGACAACGGAGACCCAGGCCGCGCCCUCAGCGCAGGAAUCACCACCCCUCUCGAGCAGCCACAAGGUCGAUUCGCUCGCCUAGUCCAAUCAUCCAUGCUCGUCAGCAGAACCAUAACCCACAUCCGAACCACCCUACGCAACCAGCAAUUAGGAGGCGACACCGACCCCUUCGACAUCAACGAAGUCGACGACCUCAUCAACACCCUCACCUCCUUCAGCACUUUAAUCCAACAAGAACUCCUCCCCAGCCUCGGCAGCUUAACACGCACCCAGUCCAACAACACAUCAACAUCAUCAACCUCAUCAACAUCCCCACCCCCGCCGAACUGGCACUUCCUAACCUCCAACUCCGUUCCUCUCAACCCCCCUUACCACAACCCUUCCUCCCCCUCCCUCCUCACCUCCCCUUUCGAUUUCUCUUCUUCCCUAAUAUCUCCCCAACCCCAACCUCUAAACCCCCUCUCCCUGCCCCCUCUAAGUCUUACCCACUCCGCCCUCUUCCUCCUCUACGACAUCCACUGCUGUCCGGAAAACCUUCUCGACGGGUCCGGCGCCCGGGGAUUCGAAAACUUACAACCCAAGACAGCCAACCAGCAUGCCCUGCAGGUGCGGUCCGUGGCGGGCUUGCGCUCGCUUUCGAGUGGUGCCGUCCGCGAGCUGUGCAUGGAGUUGUUGGAUGCGGGUUUGGCGAAGGUUAGUCCGCUUUGUUUGGAUGAGAUGUAUAACGGGUUGGCGACGUUGAGGUGGUUGUGGAAGGAGGGGGGUGAUAAUGGUGGGACUGGGGAGGACGGAUCCCCGGGGGAUGGAUGUACAGGAGGAGGUUUGGGAGUGAUGCAGGCGGCGGAAGAUGUGGGGAGAUUGUCGAGUAGGUGGAGGUUGGCGGAGGAGUAUUUGGGCUUGGUUGGGUUUCAUGAUGUGGGCGGGGUUUGUUAA